Bicyclus anynana (squinting bush brown) is the source of this 4449-nucleotide messenger RNA. RefSeq lists its product as uncharacterized. The transcript is spliced from 5 exons. The coding region runs from base 230 to 898 and encodes 222 amino acids. The record is from RefSeq and is a predicted model, not a curated record. NCBI's taxonomy places the organism in Eukaryota, Metazoa, Arthropoda, Insecta, Lepidoptera, Nymphalidae.
AAUUAACAUUUUCAAAAAAACAUUUCGCUGUGUAUUCGGUGUUUUAUUUUGAAUUUGAAUCCUAUAAUUUAAUUCAUCUUUGUAUUUUGCUGUUUCGACUCAAUCUGUGAAUUGUGUUACUUACGCUUAAUGAAUUAAAUUUUUAUAAUAAUAGAGUAACAGUAUUUUCUACCUUCACAUCACUUUGAAUUUUGAUUCCCAUACUUUUAAAGAUUUACUAACUGAUACAAUGUCUGAGGAAUCAAAAGCUACUGAAAAUUUAAAGCAGCUAAAGGAAAGGAUGAAAUUAAUAGCUGACGCGGAUCCAGCUCAAUACCACAACGACUAUUCACUGAAGAGGUAUCUAACAGCGUUCAAAACUGUUGAUGACGCAUUUCAGGCUAUAUUAAAAACAAACAAAUGGAGAGUUGAAUAUGGUGUUAAGGAUUUACAUGAAAACAAAGAACUUAUAGAGAAAUAUAAAGACAAAGCUAGAGUUCUAAGACACAGAGACAUAGUUGGGAGACCAAUUGUUUAUAUCCCAGCAAAAAAUCAUAGUACCAGUGACCGUAACAUUGAUGAUCUUACAAAAUUUAUUGUUCACUGUUUGGAAGAUGCCAGCAAGAAAUGUUUUGAAGAGGUGGUUGAUAACCUGUGCAUCAUUUUUGACUUGAAUGAUUUUACAUUGUCCUGCAUGGACUACCAAGUACUCAAAAAUUUGAUCUGGCUCCUUAGUAGACACUAUCCAGAGAGGCUCGGAAUCUGCCUUAUUAUUAAUGCUCCAGCAUUUUUUUCUGGUUGUUGGGCCGUUAUUAAGGGAUGGUUGGAUGAAAACACAGCAAGAAAAGUGACAUUUGUCAACAAUGAAAUGGAACUCUGUCAGUAUGUAAUACCUGAUAUCCUGCCAACAGAUAUUUAAUUAAGUGCUGUGCCAUCAAGGAAUUCACUUGAAGUUGCCUGUCUGCCAGUGAGAUGACCUACAAGUAUGAUGUUAUGAUACUAGUCUAGAAUCUUCUUCAGCAUGCUGUGGACCAACUGUACCUUCACUAGAUAACAGUUAAUUACUUACCAGCUUAGCUUCAUUGGUCUUACUCAUCUUUAGAUCUUAUUAUAAACUACCUGACGCCGCGCGGUUUCACCCGCGUGGUUCCCGUUCCCGUAGGAAUACGGAGAUAAUAUUACAGCCUAUAUCCUUUCUCGAUAAAUGGGCUAUCUAACACUGAAAGAAUUAUUUAAAUCGGACCAGUAGUUCCAGAUUAGCGCGUUCAAUCAAACAAACAAACUGUUCAGCUUUAUAAUAUUGGUAUAGUUAAGUAAAUGAAAAAUUUAACAUUCUAACAUUCAGUCAGUUGCUUAUUUGUUUAAGAAUAAUGAAAAUAAUUAAAAAUAAUUUUAUUGUUUGUGAAAACUGAAAAUUAUAACGACCAAUUAAUUGGUGUCAUCAGCUAUUAUAUAGUUAAAAUAUUUAACCUAGUACUUAGCUUUAAUAAUAUAUAGCGAAAACUUUGCAUUAUGGUCAUGUGAAAUUAUUAACAUUAAGGCUGCCUGUCCACCAAAGCGGAGCGGAGAGCGUAGCGGAGAAACGGACUAAUGCCGAGCGAAAUUGCGUACUGUGUCUGUCCAUCGGAGCCGAGCGACGCUGCGGAGCGAAUUGACUGCCCGAACAAACUUCCCUGCUACGUGUCCCGCUCCGCUUUCUAUUUUAUGUGAAUUUUUAAACUAGCUCGCAAGUCCCUGUCCACUUAAGAGGAGCGGAGAUUUUGUGCAAUCUGUUAAUAUUUCUCCGUUUCUCGGCUCCGCUGCCUCGCUCCGCUUCGUCUACCGCCUAAGUUGGUAUUUUAGUAAAGAACUUCUACUUUAUGUUAUUUGAGUGGUGCAUAGGCUGAAACGAAUUCAUGACACUCUUAAAUAAAGUAUCAAGUAUUUAGUCUGUAAUAUAACUAAAUCUACCUACAAAAACAAGAGUAAUAAUAAUUAUUUAUUUUUAAAUCUUCAUAAAUCAAGUCAUAAUUAUUUAUGUUUAAGUAUACUUUGUAAUAAAUAGGUGAAAAGUAACACUAAAGUCAUAAUUUUUAAUAUUAAUUGUGUAGUUAAAUGUUGUAUAAAAUAUUUAUAUAAAUUGUACCCACCUAAAUGAUUUUACUAUGUAAUAAAUUAUUAUGUGUAGCUACUUGGGUUUUUUUUUAUAAUUUUAUUAGUUGUUUUUUUUCUUCUUUGUAAUCUAAUAUAUAAAAUUCUCGUGUCACGGUGUUUGUAACCAAUCUCCUCUGGAGCAAUUUUUAUAAAAAUUUUAUUUGCCUUUUGAGUAGGUCUGAGAAUUAGCAAACAUAUAUUUUUCACCCCUAUAGGGGUAGCUAGAGGGGUUGAGAAAAGUACACUAUGGUCAAAACGCAGCUUUGGUCAACUAGUAAUUAAUGUAAAAUACAAAAACGUUAAAUUUCGCUUAAGAAACUCAUUGACCAAUUACUUUCAUAUAUUAACAGGGUAUCUACUAUGAUAAUAUAGUUAAAUAUAGUGUUGUUUCUUUCAAUUAGAUUUUAUAUAUUUCUGAGUAGGUAUUUCAAAAAAACAUGAGUUUACACAAUUUUCAAUCUAAUUUCGCGUGAACCUAUUAAAAUCUAACUAGAUUAGCUAAUAUAAGAAAUAUACAUGAAAAAGUUAGUACAUAUAAAUAUUUUUCUAACUACCAUGUGUGUGACUGGAUUAAAAUACAUACACAUACAUACAUAAUAAUAAAUUGAUAUACUAAGAAAUCUGUAAAUAUCAUAUUGAAAAAUUUAGAGCACUUCAGUUUAUUUAUCUUUCAAGAUAGCUGAUGAGAAUGUCAAGUGUAGAUACAGUACUUUUCUGAGUUACAAUAGUAGGUAGUAGAUAUGACUACCUGAGUAUCAGAUAAAAUUCCAAAACAUUAUCUAUUCACCUAUUUUGUUAUAUACAUAUAAUAUUAUGUAUUUGGAGAUUCAUGUAAAGAAAACUGCAUUCAUUUCUAUGAUAUAUUUACUUACAAAACAGUUAUGUAUACAAAAAAAAAAUUGCAAUCCGCAAUUUCAAAGCAAACACACUUUCAAACAAAAUUGUAAUUGUAAUUAAUUUUAUUGUACUGUUAAUGCUGAAACAUUCUUGUAUCACACAAGUAAACAAAUCGAGUAUUUAUAAAGCAUUCAUAUUUAUAGCUUUAAAAUAGAGAAAUUACAUAUACAUAUUCGAGAAUAUUAAUAGUUUACAUAAUGUAUAAGGUAAUAUAUAGUUAGCGUUAUAAUUAAAAUAACAUUACUCAGUCACAAUUAGAUUAAAUUAUAUCUACAAAAAAAAUCAAAUAGAUAUUAUGUACCUACUUGUAAUAGGUAAUUGGCACAGUUCUGUGUCGCUAAUUAUGUGAUGGAUCACAAUAGGGAUGAUGACUAGGUUUGAAUAUAUUGAUUUUAUGAUACAUUCGAGUAAAUAAGGUCAAUGUUAACUAAUUUAUACAUAUAAAGUAAAGUUUGACUGGAUAUUUGCAAAAUAAUUAAUAAGAUUAUAUUAAAAUUUCAAAACCUAUUAAAAAUCUUUUAUCGUAAUUAGACGAAAAUUCAUACAGUUUUAGCUUCCUUACAUUAAAUGUAACGUUUUUCAAUAGAACUAUAAACAUAAACGCACAAAUAACAAAGAUAAUUAGUAAUUUUGUUUGGCCGCCCAUAUAACGAUCAUUAUGGACCUACGACGUCAUUCAUUCGUACCAUUUUGUGAGAUGAUGUACCGUUUUUCAGAGAUCUUCGGCAGCGCCGCAAAUCUGACCCUAUAAAAUACCUGUAGCUCCGAAAGUAAUGAUCGCAGAUACCCUGUUACUUUUACAAAAUUGCUUUACUAUUAGCAUACUCCUAAUUUAUAUACAAUUUAAAAAAACUGUCAUCAUCCCUAUUACAAGAAAGAAAUCGUCCCUUUCAUUGUGGAGGACAUCGCAACCCAACACAUACUAUACAUUUACAAUAUAUAACUCUAUCACAUUAUAACAUCCUUCUUCAUUUCCUUAUUGGGACGGUAUUUACUUAUCCACUUUUUAAGGGAUCAGAAACGACAUCAGUACUGCCAAAAAGAUAAAAAUGGCUGAAUUAUGAGUUAAAUAUGACAUUACUUUACAAUAGUGAUAUGUAAGAUUUAGGACCGAUUUUCCAAUAACCAUAAUUUUAACAUUGUUAUGUAGGAAAUGAGUAAAAUUAAAUCUCCAGUUAGUUUACUUAAAAAUUGCAAAAUCAGUCCUAAGUCAUGGUUAGGUAUAAUGAUUUAAAUUCCAAAGUUAUAUACAAACAAUAUUGGUCAAGCAUAUGUUUGAGUUUCGUCUUUUGAUAUUUGUAAAUUGACAAUUGUUUGAUUGACUGACAAUUGCUGACGAUGCAACAUUUUGUUAAUUCAACUAAUAUGACUAGGUUUUAAUCACUCGAAAUACAUAAUGUAUUAUGAACUUGACAUAUUUUGUAACUUAAUAAAAUUGUA